GAUUCUUUUUCUUCCCUUUCCUCACAUGUCUGUUUCGUUUGAUCAAUGGGUUGUUAGGGAUUCUUCCGUGUGCUUUUAUUGAGCAGCCUAUUUUUCUUUUGGUUCUAGUUCAGUUAUCUCAGUUAAAGUAGGAGAAUGUUUUUCUUUUUUUUUUUUUUUUUUAAAUAAUAAAUUUCCAGCCCUUAAUAGUAGCAAAUGCUUUCUUAAAGUCAUAAUGUUACGAGACCCUUGUAGGUGUAUACUCGUAACCAGCAGAAGCAUCAGCCACGUGUAAUGCUUAUGGAAGUUGAGGAUUGAAGCAGUUAGUCAUGUUCAGUUUCUAGUUUAUUUGUUGAAUAUUUCUUUAUGCAUUAUGUUAGUGUUUCCAUUAUCUUAGGAGGUAGUUAUUACCAUUAUCUUAGGAGGUAGUUAUUUCCAUUAUCUUAGGAGAUAGUUAUUACCAUUAUCUUAGGAGGUAGUUACUCCCAUUAUCUUAGGAGGUUGUGACUCCAUGAUCAAGUCAUGAUUCCAUUGAUGUAGCAAAGGGUGGUUUACAUCCUGUAUAAAUAUUCAAUAAUUAUCAAUGAAGAGAUCAACUUGGAAUUUCAUUCAGUCUUUGAGUACUUUACACUCAAGAGGUUUAAGGCUCCCUCUUUGAGCCGAAUCGUUAAUGACCCGAGCAAACAAAAAGAAAUCUAACCCAAACACCCAAACACCUACCCAACCAUCUACACUUAGACCCCAAACAAGAUCCUUGGCCCGGGACCCUAACAUUUCAAGACCAGCUUACUAAACUUCUCAAUAUCGUCCUUUCUGAGCAGCAGGCUAAUCAACUUCGCCAUGAUAAAGUUGAGCAGCUCCAUGCUAAGAUGGAUGCCAUGUCCCUUGAUUUAAACUCAGUUAAACAGGCUCGUUCUACUUCUCCCGAAGCAGAAAGCCAAGCUCGACCAAGGCAUGACAAGGGAACAGUUGGAACCUCCAGUUCUGUGACUACUCGCGAUUGCUCCUUUGUGCCCAAAUACACCAAACUGGACUUCCCUCGCUAUAACGGCACGGAAGAUCCUCUUGGGUGGAUUAGCAGGUGUCAACACUUCUUCAAGCAUCAGUCCACUCCUGAUGAUGAACAAGUGGGACUGGCUUCUUACCACCUUGAAGGAAUUGUCCAAUUGUGGUACUUACAGUUAAUCCAGGAUGUCCCAAAUCCUACUUGGGUUGAGUUUGUUGACCAAUGUAAUCUUCGUUUUGGACCCCCUAUUCGCAGCAACAAGUUAGGGGAGCUUGCCAAAUUGAAGCAGACAGGAACGGUGGAGGAUUAUCAAACUAAAUUUGAGAUUUUGGUUUCAAGGGCUGGUACCUUAGGUUCCAAUCAGAAAGUUCAGCUGUAUAUUAGUGGAUUACAGGAAUACAUAGCAGUGGAAGUCGAGCUACACCAGCCAAAAGACUUAGCCACAGCCAUGAGUAUGUCACGCCUGUAUGAACGCAAGCUCUACUCCAAGAGUGUUGCCCAACGCGAGGUCAGACGUCCUGCUCCCCUUUCGGAACACUGCCCUGGCCGUACCAUCAAACGACUCACCCCAGACGAAAUGGAUGAGAGACGGAAGAAAGGACUGUGCUUUAACUGUGAUGAGCCGUUUGUACGCGGACAUCAAUGCAAACGCCUAUUUUUGAUUGAUCUGGAUGACGGCAGUAAGUCUGAUGCGAAGUCUGAUUCCGAUUCUCCACCAGAAAUCUCUCUCCAUGCCAUCACUGGAACUCGCAAUUCCCAGUCUAUGCGACUUCUAGGUUGUUGGCACGGUAGGCAAGUACUGAUCUUGGUUGAUUCGGGAAGCACCCAUAGUUUUGUCUCGGAUUCGGUGGUGGCCGAUUUGCAGGUUACAGUGGAUGCGAAGGAUGGGUUACGGGUGAAAGUUGCGAACGGUGAACAACUUCACAGUCCUGGUCUUUGCAAAGGCGCACCGAUUGAAUUGGGAAACUCUGUUUUCAUAGUGGAUUUAUUUGUGUUACAGCUCACUGGUUUUGAUUUGGUCUUCGGUGUUAAUUGGCUAGCUACUCUGGGCCCCAUCUUAUGGGAUUUUAACUCCAUGUGGAUGUCUUUCUUUGUUAAUGGGAAACAGGUGGCUCUUACGGGUAUAGACAGCAAAUCGGAAACAAAUUCAUCCCUCAAUUCCCUUUCACCAUCUGCUGCUCGCGAUCAUCAUCUGCGCCAAUUAUUAGCUGAUUUUGCUGCAAUCCUUGAAGCUCCCACAGGUCUCCCACCUGCUCGCCACUGUGACCACAGGAUUCCUCUAGCUCCAAAUACCAAACCCGUAGUGGUUCAUCCUUACCGAUACCCACACAACCAAAAAGAUGAGAUCGAGCGACAGUGUACUGCUAUGCUGGAUCAAGGGAUUAUUCGUCCCAGCCGAUCACCUUUUUCUUCUCCGGUACUUCUGGUUCCUAAAGCUGACAAAACUUGGCACCUAUGCGUGGAUUACAGGGAACUUAACGCAAGAACUAUCAAAGACAAAUUUCCAAUUCCUGUGAUUGAAGAGCUUCUGGACGAAUUGGGAGGGACAAAGUAUUUCACCAAAUUGGAUUUGGUUUCUGGGUACUUCCAAGUUGGCAUGCAUCCACCAGACAUUGAGAAGACCGCAUUCAGAACUCACCAUGGCCAUUUUGAAUUUUUGGUCAUGCCAUUCGGGCUGUCAAAUGCUCCUUCCACAUUCCAGGCUUUAAUGAAUGAGCCUCUUGGCAGAAAACAAAUUGUUCUUGAAACGGUCCAAGUGUACCUUUGCCCAAACGGAAGUUUCUUAUUUGGGUCAUGUCAUUUCACAUGAAGGCGUUCAGGUUGACAAAUCCAAAAUUUCGGCUAUUACUGAUUGGCCGCGACCAGUUUCUAUUCGAGGCUUGCGGGGUUUUUCCUCUAGUUCUCAUCCCCACAAAUGGUGUGAUUGGCUUUCUUGGGCUGAAUUUUGCUACAACACCAGCUACCAUUCAGUUCUUAAAUCCACUCUAUUUGAGACUGUCUAUGGGCGUGCUCCACCUAGACUCCUUUCUUACU
Messenger RNA from Manihot esculenta (cassava), 3019 nucleotides. RefSeq lists its product as uncharacterized. The transcript is spliced from 2 exons. Gene Ontology annotation, biological process: proteolysis. Lineage: Eukaryota; Viridiplantae; Streptophyta; Magnoliopsida; Malpighiales; Euphorbiaceae. Gene Ontology annotation, molecular function: aspartic-type endopeptidase activity. The record is from RefSeq and is a predicted model, not a curated record. Bases 849 to 2795 code for a protein of 648 amino acids.